Dichotomopilus funicola is the source of this 3681-nucleotide messenger RNA. RefSeq names its product myosin tail region-interacting protein MTI1. Lineage: Eukaryota; Fungi; Ascomycota; Sordariomycetes; Sordariales; Chaetomiaceae. Gene Ontology annotation, biological process: protein transport to vacuole involved in ubiquitin-dependent protein catabolic process via the multivesicular body sorting pathway. The transcript has 3 exons. Gene Ontology annotation, molecular function: protein binding. The coding region runs from base 1 to 3681 and encodes 1226 amino acids. The record is from RefSeq and is a predicted model, not a curated record. Gene Ontology annotation, cellular component: ESCRT-0 complex.
AUGUCGUUCAAGGUCAAAGCCCUGUACGACUAUGUCUCUGGGCACGAGGAUGAUCUGGGUUUCAACGUAGGCCAGAUCAUCACUGUGACUGAUGAGGAGGACGACGACUGGUACGGUGGCGAGUAUGUCGAUGAUUCCGGCACGAAGCACGAGGGUAUUUUUCCCCGCAACUUUGUCGAGAAGUACGAGCCCACUGCCCCGCCUCGACCGACCCGACCGCGGUCCAAGAAGGGUUCCGAGCCAGGCCCGGCUCCCGCUGCUGUUGCCCCUCCGCUUCCGGCCCCCGCACCAGCACUAGCACCUGCGCCCGCGCCCGCUGUUGAGUCGCCGAGGGAGGCUACGCCAGAGCCCGAAGAGACGACGCCCGAGCCGGCCCCUGUGGCUGCCAGUCCGCCAACUGAGACCUACUCGGCACCCCCGCCUGCUCCAGCUCCAGCACCCGUGGCAGAGCCCCCGGCGCCGAAGCAAGCUCCUGCCCCGCCUGCCCCACAACCGGCCGCGGCCCCUUCUGCCAGCUCACCGCCCGCCCCGGCCGCAAAGCGCGCACUUCCAGGCCCGAAGCCGGGUGGUCCACCUCCCGUGUCCGAGAAGCCGACUGGUAAUGCUUUCAAAGACCGCAUCGCAGCAUUCAACCGAGCUGCCGCGCCCCCUGUCGCGCCCUUCAAGCCGAGCGGCCUGAGCUCCGGCGGCUCCGGGUUCAUCAAGAAGCCCUUUGUAGCACCCCCGCCGAGCCGAAAUGCAUAUGUUCCGCCGCCAUCGCAGGCCCCCGUGGCCAAGCUGUACCGCCGAGAUGAAGAUCCGGAAGUAAAAGAGCAGGAAGCCGAAGUACAGGAGAACGCGACCAAGGCAGGGUUCGCCCCGCGGCCCACUACAGCCGAGGGCGAUGCGGCCGACGAUGAGCCCAAGCCCAUGAGCUUGAAGGAGCGUCUGGCCCUUCUGCAGAAACAACAGAUGGAGACGGCUGCCCGGCACGCUGAAGCUGCGUCCAAGAAGGAGAAGCCCAAGCGGCCGCCCAAGAAGCGUCUCGACAGCCAAGACACGGUCGAAGGAAGCGAGGCUGCUGUUGAGCGUACCGAGGAGGCCCCGAGGGCAUCUAUCGAUGAAGCCGCGCCCUCGCGCCAGGCCCACCCCCCGAGACGGAGGUCUUCCAAGGGCCCCGAGCCCCGUGAUGGCAACGAAGCUGAUAUGUCCGGUGCGGGCGAGACCACAGAAGGCCAGGAUGACCUCACCGAGAAGGAGGACAGCGACAGCAGACCCCGACAGGCAGCCGGUGUCUCCAAGCCAGAGGACAAUGAUCGGAUAGAGGAAGAAGAAGACGAAGAAGAGGAGGAGGACGAGGAGGAAGAGGAAGACGUCGACCCGGAACUCCGUCGCAGAGAGGAGUUGCGCGCAAGAAUGGCCAAGAUGUCGGGUGGCAUGGGUAUGCCGGGCAUGGCCAUGCCCUUGUUUGGUGCUCCGGCCCCGGUGCUGCCCAAGAAGAAGAAGGCUGCGCAGGAGAAGCGGGUCGAGGAACAGCCCGAGGAAGUUGCUGCGCCGGCCGUGCGAGCACCUCCCGUUCCCCUGCCUGGCAUGAUGCGACCUCCUGUCCCAGAGGCCAGACAUCAGCCAGAGCAGGAUGAACAGGAAGCAGAGGCGGACGAGGAAGAGGAGGAGGACGAGCGCGACCUCAGAACUCCGCAUCAGGAGGCUGCCCCGCCAGUGCCGUCGUCGGAACCAGGAGCACCUCCUCCUAUUCCUGGCGGGCGCCCGGCCCCGCCUCCUGUUCCUGCGGAUUCACGUCCGCCACCGCCGCCUCCAACAGCAUCAGCUGCCGCGGUCCGGUCGCCUAGUGAAGGAUCGGUAUCGGACGACGAGCUGUCAGAACGACCCCAGGAGGAGCUUGAUUCUUCACGAGGGGAUCUAGGCCCGGCCACCCGCGCCCCGCCUCCUCCACCUCCGCCUGCCACAGCUGCUCCGCCGCCGAUUCCCACAUCGCCGAGGAUAUCGCAGGACCGCCGCACAUCGUACGUGGAUGAGGCCGUCCCGUCUUCCCCGCGAGAGAACAAGCGCAGUAGCCGGCCACCUCCGCCUAUCCCGGGUUCUCCUCCGGCGCUCCCGCCUACUCAGUCACGACCCCCUCCUCCGCCUCCUUCGGCUGCUCCGCCACUACGUGGUGUCUCGACCAGCGAGUCCAGGGCUCCGCCGCCUCUUCCUCCCCCGCGGAAAGACAGUGUUGAGGAGGAAGAGGAGGAGGAGGAGGUCACCGAGUAUGAGGGCGACUACGACACGGACAUCGCAUCCUCUGUUCCUCACAAGGACGCCCUCAAGGCGCACCAGCGUGAGUCGAGCUUCGAGGAUGUGGUAUCGCCGCGGUCUCCCACUACGGAAGCGCCACCUCCCCCCGUUCCGGUCGCUUCACCUCCCAGGGCUGGCCCGCCCCCCAUCCCGUCGCAACCGCCCCCGGACAGCCGGAAGUCGGUGGACAUGCCUCGGAUGGCCCCACCCCCUCCUCCUCCGCCCAAGGAGACACCUCGCUACGACGACGACGAUUACGACCCGUACAACUACACCUCAUCUUCACUCGCUGGUGCUCCACCACCUGUGCCUUCGUUCCCCGCGCCGUCGGCCUCACCGCAGGUCAAGCAGGAGGAGUUCUUCUCGCAGGAACCGACACCUUACGGACAAACCCCACGAUCCCCCCCUCUUCCUCCUCCCCCACCGCCGGCGUCUUCCGGGCGUGCUGCUGCUGCUACUGCUGCUGCUGGUGCUACCCGCCAGUCGGCCGACCUCCAGCGUCCCAGCAUCAGCCGGCGGUCGAUGGACGUGACGCGCCCCUCGAUGGAGUCAGGCUUCGUUGCUAACGACAUCGACCUGGCCAGCCAAUCCUCCUGGUGGCUCCAGCCCAACGGCCUCCCGCCGCAGCUACACGGCCGCAAAGACAUCUUCUCCGAGUCCGACGAGUCUAGCUCCGCCGACCCCCACAAAGGCGGCAAAACCGUCGUAACCCGCGACAUCUACGUCCUCUUCCAGGACUACUCCCAAACCGUCAUCACUGCCCGCUUCGACCCCCACAACACCGGCGACGUCCAACUCGACCAGCGCCACGAACCACCCCCGCGCGCCCUGCGCCAAGACCAGCUCGAACAAAGCUACGAACGCUUUGGCCGCGCCAUCGGCGACGCCGCCGCCACCAAAAAGGACUCCGUCGUCGGCGACGGCACCCCGCAAGCCCUCAUCUACGAACUCCUCCGCCCCUUCCCCGACGCCCUCGUCCCCGUCGGCUCCCGCGCCUACGGCGCCCUCGUCUACAGCAACCUCGCCAACGCGAGCACCACGCAAAACGAUGAGAUCCGCCCGGGUGAUAUCGUCUCGAUCCGCAACGCCAAGUUCCAGGGUAAACAUGGCGCCAUGCAUGCCAAGUACUCUAUGGAGGUUGGGAAACCGGAUCAUGUGGGUGUCGUGGCGGAGUGGGAUGGGACGAAGAAGAAGGUAAGGGCGUGGGAACAGGGGAGGGAGAGUAAGAAGGUGAAGGUGGAGUCGUUUAAGUUGGAUGAUUUACGGUCGGGGGAGGUCAAGAUUUGGAGGGUUAUGCCGCGGAGUUGGGUCGGGUGGGAGUCCGGGUCUGCUGGGGGUGGUGGUGGUGGUGGUGGAAGUAAUAGUAGUAAUGGGAAUGGUGGGAAGGGGGCAGGUGAUGGGAACUAG